This is a messenger RNA of Durusdinium trenchii, 2104 nucleotides long. Lineage: Eukaryota; Dinophyceae; Suessiales; Symbiodiniaceae. The record is from the annotation of a GenBank genome assembly.
GUCACAUUGUGAGUCUUGGCAGUUUAUCUGGUACUCGUACAGGCUUUCUUGUGGGAUGGUGGUUCACACUUUCAAAAUGCACUGAAGACAACAACUGCACAUAAAGCAAUGAUGCUGGCGAUGCGCCUUUUGCAUGAACACAAUGCAAGCAAUGCAAUUUCAAUGCGUUGGUAUCACCGAUUUUGGCAUCAACAUCAUCCACCUCCGCAGUUUUGGCUCAGUUUGCAGUGCGGGCUUUUUGCUCAGUAUGACGCAGGGACUCUUCUGGGAAAUUGUGGGUGGAGCGGACAAGGGUGGCAUCCUAGUCCGAGCGGGCAAAGAAUUGAAAUCUGAGGAGAAGUCAGGGCGCCUAUCGCAUGGAGCUCUCGUGAGAGAAAUUGAGUUUUUCGAGACCAACGGGCGCCUCCACUAUGAGAUCGUCAAAGGGACUGGGCCAGAGAACGGCUGGGUCAGCAUUCAGAUCUCUGGAAAGGAGUUAGCUCGGCGGACAGCGGCUCCUUUCGAGGAUGAUGAAGCAGCACCAGAGGACAUGCCAGAAGCCGAGUGGCGCAUCCACAGACGCUGCAAAAGAGAGAGACAGAGAGAUGUGCCGGAAUGGAAACCCAUCUCCAUUGAACAGGUCAUGAACAAUCACACUCGAGUUGCUCCAGGCAUGUUUUAUGGCCUUCAUUUUCCAUGGAGCGAAGAGAUGUUGCUGAGCUCCAAAUUUGGCGCUGAGUGGCUCACUCAGGCCAUGCACGUGGCAGGGACCUUGCCCAUGGAUAACAAGGUGAUGAAGGUUUCGGCAGACCCCUUCAAGAUCACCACAGGGAACAAUGGAGGGAAAUUCCUCUUCGAAGUGGAAUACCUUCACUCUUCACCCGACCUGCACACGCGACUCUUUGCGAAGAUUCCUCAUGCGAUGGAACAAGCCACCCAGUCAGAUCGCUUAAGCUCCUCCGUGAAUAAACAACCCAUGGAGUUCUAUGAGUUGAACUCGUCUCGGCUUCUGGAAGCAACAUUGCCGGUGAAGAUUCCCCGGUAUUACUUCGCAGACAUCAGCAAUGAAACCUCCAAUUGGAUUCUCAUCACCGAGAGCAUCGACUUCAAAGAUCCCAAGAGAUUGGAUUUUGAAGGAAAGACUCGUGGAGCUCCCAAGGAACAACUGGAAGCUUUGGAGAUUGAGGGUCCUUAUGACAAAUGCAUGGAUUGGUGUUUGAGAGGUGAGCCGAAAGACUACUACAUGACCUUGGUACGCUGUGGUGCUCGUAUGGCCGGAUUGGCCCACAAGGGAUGCUUCGGAGAUUCAGAGGUGUUGGGCAAAUACUUCGAGAAUUUUGCCGCGUUGCCGUUUUCAUCCUUCGGGAUGAAAGCUGAAUGCAGUGGUCAACCUCCAAAUCAGUUGAAAACAAAGAUUGAUACAGCACUGAGCUUCAUGGCCGACACAGGGAAGGUCUUGUUUCCUUCUUUUUGCCGCACUGAAGACUUCCAGCAGAAGCUCCGCAAUACCCUGAUGAAGUUGAAUGCCUAUGCAGCUGAGAUGAAUUAUUGGUGCCAUGCGGACAAAGACUACAUCGCUUUCACACACAACAACCUGAACGUGGACAACGCCUACUUUUGGAGGAAUGCCUCAGGCGAGCUGGAGUUGGGUGUGUUUGAUUGGGGAAGCAUGGGCUCCAGAUCGUUGGGCUUUAAGAUGUGGUGGUGGCUCUACUGCCAUGAAUUUGAAGACUUGUCUGCCAACCUCGACGCGUACUUGGAAUGUUGCGUUUCCACUUUGCAGGACCUGGGGGACUUUGGGGGUCCGAAGCUGCAGAAAGAGGUCUUACGAAUGCAAUUCAUCCUGACCGGCCUGCAGCAGAUGUUUGGCCUGGUGUCUGCCGUUGGUCAAAUCUACAAGAUGUGCCCCAAGAAGGAGUGGGCCACCAUCAAGGAUCGUUAUGAUCCAAGGGUUGGUGACAACAUUCAUGGAAAGAGCACCUUGAGACUCUACCUCCAAGUGAUGAGAACGAUUUGCCUGAUUGUUGAAGAAUGGAAGGCUGACAAAGUCGUUGAUGACUUCGAAGAGAAAGUGACUGAGCUCUUGGGUGGGAGCAAAAAGGCUCCAUCCACCAUGCAAGCUUAG